GAAACUACUACCCAUCAACAUUGUCGAACGCGCAGUCGUCAAGGCAGAAUCUCCAGAGCUUCCCGUGAUGACUGCGAACAGAGAAAUGAUCAGUCAGCAAGCAUCAAAGCCAGAAAGUGAAGUAGCGUUGCCUAGUAGCGGGGGCAAAGAUUCAUCAUCAUCUCCAACAAGAAUAAAAGACGCGGCGGUAGAAAAUGCUGCAGGCGCUGAUCUGGUAAAACAAGAAGACGGUGAGAAUACAAUAAAGAAUGCUGUUCCAGUUGAAGCCUCUGCCGAGGCCGCGAGUAGUUCUGGAAGUACCUCUGCUACGCCAAGCCACGGAAUUCUAGUCAAUCCCCGUGCAGAGACACUUUUCGUUCAAUUGCUCUCGUCCACUUAUUUUCAAGCGAGGAGAAGCAACGACCGCACUUCAUCGCAACUAGAGACCUCUGGUGAAGGAGGUGUCUUUUUGUCGUUACCCAAAAUUAUGCAUUGCUUCCAAUGCUUGAGUUCCGCAAAGCAAGCCGCCGUCUUGCGUAUGGCCUUCAGCGUGUGCGGAUUGCGUCCGAUGACGAUCGAUCUGCUAGAAAUAGGUGGAGGCACGGCAUUAACUAAAACUACAACCGGAUCAGGCCAUCAAAUGAUAGGGGACCAGCAAUGUACCAGAGUAGAAGAGAUUGCACAACACGAGAACCCGAUUUCGCUUGCACUCGUCCAACAUAGUAGAGAGAGUGAGAGACGACGAGAUGCCUCUUGCGGUAGCGAUGUUCUUAGUCGACUAUCAUCUUGCGCCACGUCCUCGACGUGCUCUUCGUCCUCUCUUCCAGAAUCUUGGUCACACAGGACUCGGCUCGUGGUGCAACUGCAGCAAAUCGCAUGGCGAAGUGUUGGAGCCUUAUUGUGUCGUCGUAAUAAUCCAUUGCUAGAAGUCCAUGUCCAACGACGAGGAGCGCAACAUAGCAG
This is a messenger RNA of Amoebophrya sp. A25, 942 nucleotides long. The record is from the annotation of a GenBank genome assembly. Lineage: Eukaryota; Dinophyceae; Syndiniales; Amoebophryaceae.